Messenger RNA from Adineta steineri, 933 nucleotides. NCBI's taxonomy places the organism in Eukaryota, Metazoa, Rotifera, Eurotatoria, Adinetida, Adinetidae. The record is from the annotation of a GenBank genome assembly.
AUGAACAGCGAAACAGAUGGUUUAACCAGCUCUGUUUCAAAUGCCUCAGACAACUAUCAAUUCAAGCAUAUUCCUAUGAAAUAUUUCCCGCCAUUUCUUAAGAAAAUUGAUGAAAAAGGCAAGACAGAGAAAUCAAUUCAUUUACCAUUCACUCAGUUAAACUUACUGAAUGGUCAUACUUAUGGUGAAUUCGUACAAGAAUUUACUCAAUUACCACAAUCUAUAGCAGAACGACAGAUUAAAACAUUUUACUUUGUUCGUCAUGCGCAAGGAAUACAUAAUGAAGCUGAAUCUAAAUUUGGAACAGACCAUUGGGAAAGUGUUGAAGCUAAAAGUGAACAAUAUUUUGAUGCAAAAUUAACUGAUUUUGGUAGGAAUCAAACAAAAUUACUAUUUGAUUCAAUUACAAAAAUGCAACAAUCUACUCCUACAUUAAAAUUUGAUUUAUUAAUAGUUUCACCUUUAACUCGUGCUAUACAAACUGCUCAAAUAGCAUUUCAACCUCUAUUUGACAAUCCUACCUUUCCAAUUUAUUCACAUGAAAUGAUUCGUGAAACUAUUGGACGUCACUAUUGUGAUAAACGUCGUAGUAUUACUGAAUUAAAACAAUUGUAUCCACGAGUAAAUUUUUCUGAGCCUGGUGCAUUUAAUUCAGAUUCUGAUAUAUUAUGGAACGCAAAUGAAAGAGAAACACAAGAACAAAUUCAAUUACGAGCAAUUAAAUUUUUAAACUGGUGUUUUGAUAGAUUUGUCGAUGAAAAACAUAUUUUAGUUACGGCACAUUGUGAAAUUAUUUCAACUUGUGCAAGAAUUCUAGGCGCAAAUGAUUCAAUGCAGGAAGAAAUUAUUGGUAACAAGGAUAAAUACGAAUUUAAAAUAGCUAAUUGUGAAUUCUUACCAAUUGUCGCUGUUAGAUAUAAGAAUAGAUUAUAA